This is a messenger RNA of Podospora anserina S mat+, 1833 nucleotides long. RefSeq lists its product as uncharacterized. The record is from RefSeq and is a predicted model, not a curated record. NCBI's taxonomy places the organism in Eukaryota, Fungi, Ascomycota, Sordariomycetes, Sordariales, Podosporaceae. Bases 1 to 1833 code for a protein of 610 amino acids. The transcript is spliced from 2 exons.
AUGUCUCGAAACAUUCACCAAAAAUAUCCCUCUGCGCCUCGCAUCAAGCUCGUCAACAAGAAGAAGCCGCGCAGGCCCUCCGUCACCUCGAGCGAGUCGUCUCUCAACCUCUCCGACGACGAAGGUUACUCCGGCGUCGAGGACGUCAGCGAAUCUGACAAUGAACUCGACGAGGACGAUGUGGUUGCGGCCGAGGAGGAGCAUCUGAUCACCAAUAUGGCUAGGAAUCGCCUGUUGAAAACCCCUCGGCCGCUCGACGAAGAGAAUGACGCUGAUGAAGAAGACGAAGACGAGGAGGAUGAGCUCGACGAAGAAGCCAUUGACGACGAAGAUGCCAAUGAUGACGAGGACGACGAUGACGACAGUGUUAGUUGGCAGGGCUUGUCACCACCAAAAGAGUUUGAGGAUGCCAUGUGGCCCGAGUCUGAACUGCCGGAUGUCACGCCGGUUAAGCGCCAUGUUCGGUUUGCCGGUAUCGACAGCGACAGUGACAACACAGAAUCCGACCUGUCCGAAUCUGAUGAUGGCAAGCAAUUCUUUCCCGAUAUCUUUGUCGACCAGAACGCUCUUGAUCCCCGGUUCCGCCGCGAGAUUGAGAAUGAUGAUGGCUCCGACACCGAUGGCUCGUACUGGGACUUCAAUGGCUCCACCCAAGACGUAUUUGUCGAGACAUCGGAUGUCGAAUUCGACAAUGGAGGUCUCCACGGUACCCCAAUGCCAACGCCAAGGGUCAUCCCUCCACUGAAUAUUCUACCCACUCCGCUGACAACAUUUUCCACCGAGUCACCGGAGCUUGACGGUUAUGAGACUGAUGGCGACACAACAGAAGAGGACAUCCCAGAGCCGGUUGUGCGCAAGAAGCAGGUUCGGCGACCAGUGUCUGUGGAAACUUCGGACUCUGAGACACCAAGACCUAACCGCCACGUACGAGGAAAGCCUCGUCUUGCGCGCUUCGACUUGGACGGUGACAGCGAUAAGCCGGUCGGCGUGAUCAAUCCAAAAACUGGCAAGAUGAUGAUUUUCACGCGUCAAAAGGCUGAUCGUCUCGAGUUGGCUCCAGAGUCGUAUGACCUGAAUUUUGCUCAGGAUGAUUUGUCGGCUUGCUCUCCCAUGAUGGCCAACUCGGCCUUGAUCAUGCUGGGUGUCAUGGACGCUAAUACUUUGGGUGACUAUUUCGCUACACAGCCCUUUGGGCCCAGUGAGGCCUUCUUCCCCUGUUCUGAUGCAUUCACUGGAGAAGAGACAGAUGAAUCCGAGUACUACCCAGCCCUGGAAGAUGAGGGUGAGGAUGCUCUCAGGAUUGAGGAUUUCAUCGAGUUUAGGGAGGACAACGAAUCGGACCAGGAAAACGAAGACGAAGACAACGCCGGAGACUGGAGCAAUGAUCCCAAUUCAAGCCCUACACGGCCCAAGACCUCGGCCAGCAUGUCCACCACAAACACAGACUAUUAUGUCAAGGACGUCCACCCUUUGCUCACCCACUUCGAGAUGAACUCCAACGCCGUGGGCGCUUUCCGUCGUAAUCAGGUAAAUCAGCAACUCAUCAACAGUGAGGUCGCGACCCAGGAGUCACUCGCUUUCUCCGGACCUUACCACAUUGGAACUCUCCGAGGCAUCAAGUCCGGCAGCAUGGAGACGGUAACAACCCCCAUCACACCGGUGCGCAGGCAAAAGAGAAACAGCAUGGUAGGCCUUGAUGGACCUCUUGAUUAUUCCCCAGGAUCUCCGCUCAACCAUGUAUCACAGAAGAGAAAGGCCCCCGAUACCGUCGCGGAUGACAACCUCCACAAACGCCACCGGAGCAUUUCGGACAUGGAAAUUUUGCAGUUGUAA